CAUUCGAUGAAAUAUUGACAACUGUCACUGUCACAGGAGGAUUUAAUUUAUUUUAUGGCAAUACAGUCUUUUCUUGUCGACGAGUUAUAGGAAUAUCCAUCCAAGAUGGGUAAGAUCAUGAAACCCGGGAAGGUGGUGCUGGUCCUCAGCGGCCGGUACGCGGGCCGCAAGGCCAUCGUCGUCAAAAACUACGACGAGGGAACAUCGGACAAACCCUACGGCCACGCUUUUGUCGCCGGCAUCGACAGGUAUCCGAGGAAAGUGCAGAAGAGGAUGGGCAAAAACAAAAUCCACAAGCGCUCUAAAGUCAAGCCUUUUGUUAAGGUAGUAAACUACAACCACCUUAUGCCCACUCGUUACACAGUAGACUUCAGUUUCGAGAAGUUCUCCGCCAAGGACCUGAAGGACCCGGCCAAGCGCAAGAAGCUGCGUUUCAACACCAGGGUGCGCUUUGAGGAGAGAUACAAGAGCGGGAAGAACAAGUGGUUCUUCCAGAAGCUUAGGUUUUAAGUACAAAAUAAACAUUGCGCGAGUAAUGUAA
This is a messenger RNA of Cydia fagiglandana, 541 nucleotides long. RefSeq names its product large ribosomal subunit protein eL27 (gene RpL27). The record is from RefSeq and is a predicted model, not a curated record. Gene Ontology annotation, molecular function: structural constituent of ribosome. The coding region runs from base 106 to 510 and encodes 134 amino acids. Gene Ontology annotation, biological process: translation. Gene Ontology annotation, cellular component: ribosome; cytosolic large ribosomal subunit. Lineage: Eukaryota; Metazoa; Arthropoda; Insecta; Lepidoptera; Tortricidae. The transcript has 3 exons.